Panicum hallii is the source of this 916-nucleotide messenger RNA. Its product is annotated as vesicle transport protein SFT2B. Lineage: Eukaryota; Viridiplantae; Streptophyta; Magnoliopsida; Poales; Poaceae. The record is from RefSeq and is a predicted model, not a curated record. Gene Ontology annotation, biological process: vesicle-mediated transport. Bases 132 to 638 code for a protein of 168 amino acids. The transcript has 6 exons. Gene Ontology annotation, cellular component: membrane.
UAGGCCGGCCGUUCGUGGGCCGGGCUAAAUUUGAUGGGUUCCAGCCCAGGAGGACGGGGCCCCAAGUCUCUCGCUCGGUCACGUCACCUCCUCCCCUGCUUCGACGGCCACCCGGCCCGCCCCCGCCAGCCAUGGACGCGCUCACCCGCCUCCACCGCUCCCUUGUCGGCGGCGGCGGCGACGAGGAGGAGGACCUGCCGGAGGAAUCCAUCCUGGGGGACACCGAGGACCUCUGCUCCCUCUCCCAGCUCCAGAGGGUCUACGCGUUCGCGGCGUGCUUGGCGGCUGGACUCGCCCUGAUGAUCCUGUCUUUUAUUGUAUUCGCUAGACCUAUCAAAUUCGCAGUCAUGUUUACGUUUGGAAACAUGUUGGCAGUUGGGAGCACAGCCUUUGUUAUGGGGCCACAGAAACAGCUAAGGAUGAUGUUUGAUCCAGUUCGUUUGUAUGCAACAGCUAUUUAUGUUGGAUGUGUUGUUUUGGCUCUAAUCUUUGCUCUUUGGAUUCAUGACAAGCUGCUAACGCUGAUUGCGAUCAUAUGUGAGAUCUGUGCCCUGUUUUGGUACAGUUUGAGCUACAUACCUUUCGCGCGAAGGAUGGUUUCUGACCUGAUGGUGAAGUUCUGUGACACUGAACUUUGAGUUUCGGUGGGCUAGGCAGCGCAGCAUUCAUCGUUGCCUGGAAUUAGGGAUGGCCGUGGACCCCUUUACCCAUUGCCUCUGGGUCUAGUUUUGCCUGAUACGAAACAAGCUAUCUACUUUUUUAUAUAAAUGCAUGUCAUUGUUGCAAUUAUGUGUAAUUUGACUGCACCUUUAAAUCAGAGUAUCAGGUAUCUGGGCUUUGUACUGCCGCAGAACAAUUUGAUUGCGAGCUGUGACUGUAACAUGCAUUCUGAAGUAACCAGGUGUUUGUUGGGCUA